Cercospora beticola is the source of this 2271-nucleotide messenger RNA. RefSeq lists its product as uncharacterized. Lineage: Eukaryota; Fungi; Ascomycota; Dothideomycetes; Mycosphaerellales; Mycosphaerellaceae. The record is from RefSeq and is a predicted model, not a curated record.
AUGUCAGAAGCCAUGACUGACCAUUUUGAGCUCGUCGGAACAGCACUUACAUUUGCAGACUUAGGCUCAAUAGUUCAGAAGACGGUGCAGCGACAUCUUGAUGCACUCGAAAGCAUCGGCGGUCCUCCGUGGGUUCUCGACUACCAGCCGAAGAUAGAAGCUGUUCUCCAGUCUGUCAAUGCAACUACAGAAGUGUUGAAAUACGCGAGCGCCCAACUCGAACGCGAAACGCUCGGCGGAUUUGCAACAACUGCUGUUAGGAAGUCAGCACUGAAAGCAUUCAAUAGCUGUGAUAAUGCAUUCGAAAGCAUUCAUCGAUAUUAUUUGCAGCACCCGAGUGAGAACAUGCGGCCUUCUUACAGGCUGGACGAAUACGACAGACUUCCGCGUUACCUGAAGAGGCUGGACAAAGCAAGGACUUCGCUGCUUCUUAUACUUGCGGUACUGCAGCUGAGAAAAGACAUGUCAACAUCGUAUGAUGACUAUCUUUCUAUGAGUUCGGCUGCUGACACAUUCUCCAGCAAUGAAACGACCAUACCUCUCCAGCGUCUCCAGAUCGAAAAUCUCGUGACGCAGAUGAAAGCCAUGGAUCAAGACAUCGACGACAGCUCGUCAGGAGACGGUGAGAGCAACGCUGGGUCCGACAGUAGCUGGGACAUUAGAAGCCGCAAAUCGACUCCGGAAAGCGCUGCAGACUUCCCAGAUCCUCGUACUCCAAGAUCGGCCAUACCAAAUCAUCGAGACGGAAGCAGAGACUCCAAGGACCGGUCGCCAUCUCGACAUCGGCUCUCGUGGGUACCAUCAAUACCUGGCUCCGAGUCCCGCUGUCCCAGCGCAGAGCGGCCUAGGCGGCGGACUUCUAUCACCCCAGUUACUUCACUUGCCGCUCCACCAAUUGAUCCCUUUCUGCCAAUUGCGGACGGCGUGCCUCCAUUCAUGGCUAAACCAACCUUUGCCAACCUCUUAAUGCAAACAGCACACAGUGCCAGUGCUCUUUCAGAGAUGCUGGCGACAGAAACCUACGGAUGGUACAACUCCAAUCGCGUGUACAUGAACUCUAUCAGAUGCGCGCUUGACAUACUCAAUCAGAAUUUCGGUGAUCUACUGGUGAGCUAUGAGCAAAGUGCGAAGGGAGGAAGUGACGCUCCUCCUCUCCCACUUACGGAUCCUUUCCCCAUCGUUGAUCUUGCCGAACAGGCACCAAAGAAGAGGAGCAAGAAAUCUAAAGAGAAGAAGAAAGGUACCAAAAAGGCUCAGAAGGAGUCGAAGUUUACAGAGUGCUGGGACCCACCGGUCGCGAACAUGGCUCCUCCUCCCGUACCGAUUGAGCUCUUUGCGGAUCCCUUCGCAGACCUUCAGAACUUCGCUGGACCUUGCGACGUUGCCGACGUGAAAGUCUCAGAAGAGGUACUGGUACCAAAGCCUCCUCGAAAGAAGAAGACCAAAGUAGCUGCGCUCGAUGGACAUGCAGCAGAUGAUAAAAUCGAAACAAGUGCCUUGCCGAAUCCAAAGUCCUUGGAUAAUUGCGAUUACCCAGGGUCACCUGCUUCAGAAGCGGUCGGUGGUCUUGAAGCGGCUCAACGCGAAGCGCGAGAUCCAGCGUCCAUUCGAACACAACAGUUUCGAGCGUGGCAAAACAUGCAACAGCCAGCUGCCCGUUCAACUGUAGGCCAUGCCGACUCUCAGGGUUGGAACGCAGCCAAUGUUGAUCCCACGGUAGCGCAAACUGAUCCUGUUGAUGAUUGGGACACUUUUGCCGUUAUCGGUAAGAAGGGAAAGAAAACCCAUAAGAAGCCAAAGAAGAGCGCUCUUGCAUCAGAGGUCAUUACCCAGGCUGGAGUCAUAAGACUUGAAGUUGAACCUCCUAGGAACCCCACACGAAAAGAUACGAGAGACCUCAAGGACAGUGCGAACGACGGCCUCCUUGAAUCCCCACCGCCACCCAGCGAAAAGGACUCAAUUGGUGGACUAGCAUUCCCAUUUCCUCCAACGUCCUAUUACAUCUCACCCCCGCCCCCACCUCCGCCUCGAUCUAUCAGCAAGGAUUUUGUGCCUGCACAAAAGGAGGAGAAAACAAAGAAGGGACUCAAGAAACAUGGCUAUCUUCCCGCCACGGCCGAGUCGGUAAAAGACGACGACUGGAUCUGGAGUCGAAUGCAAACUCAAGCCACCGGAGCGCGAAGGGUCUCGCGGAAACCUGAAGAUCCAGUCGACGAUCUUUUGCAGCAGUGGACGACAGGUGACGCGAUGAGCAGUGGAUCUGAAAUCUAA